Molecule: messenger RNA, 3329 nt
Organism: Eleginops maclovinus (Patagonian blennie)
Lineage: Eukaryota; Metazoa; Chordata; Actinopteri; Perciformes; Eleginopidae
Gene: mark3a
Product: MAP/microtubule affinity-regulating kinase 3a
Exons: 18
Coding region: 530-2815 (761 amino acids)
Biological process (GO): protein phosphorylation; intracellular signal transduction; microtubule cytoskeleton organization
Cellular component (GO): cytoplasm; plasma membrane
Molecular function (GO): protein serine/threonine kinase activity; tau-protein kinase activity; ATP binding
Source: RefSeq, a predicted model, not a curated record
UUUUGGUCCCACCUAAAACGGACAGAGCAGCUUCACUUUGGGCCGCCGGAGAUGGAAGAAACCCGAGUCGACGGCGAUUAUUUCAGCCUCCAAAACCUUCUAAAUCCCUCCGAGAAACAUCGACUGGUGACACUCGACGCCAUGUCUUCUUUUUAAAACAGUUUCGAUAUAAAAAGGAGAAAAAGCCUGGGGUGUUUUUUUUUUUGUGAAGUGGCGACCGACAGUUUAGUUAGCUUCACUGACUCAAACACACAAACGGACAAACGGACAGACGGACACUGAUUUGAGUUUGUACGCGCCAUGUAAAUAAGAUUAUUAUAGUGACGGUUUAUUUUUAUUUUUUAUUUGCAGUCCUUUACAGUUUUAGGUGCUCGGCUGUACUAACACGUCCGGUUUGAAAAAUUGUCACGAUCCAUGCUGAGACUGUUUCCCCCCGGAGAGCAGAGCUGCAAAGCAAAGCAAUAAUCUUUCAGUUAUUUUGGAUUGGAAUUUUUUUGGGACACUAAACGUUGCCAGUUGGAAUAUAAAGAUGUCAACAAAAACUCCUUUGCCUACAGUCAACGAGAAGGUGACGGAAAGUCACACGUCUCACAGUAAUGGCCGUCAGGAGAUCAGCUCUCGCUCGGCCCGGAGCGGCGUUCGAUCCCGUGGCUCUGAGGAACCGCAGCAGCCGCACGUCGGAAACUACCGGCUGCUCAAAACCAUUGGCAAGGGGAACUUCGCCAAGGUCAAACUGGCCCGACACAUCCUCACCGGCAGAGAGGUGGCAAUUAAGAUAAUAGACAAGACACAGCUGAACCCAAACAGCCUUCAAAAGCUCUUCAGAGAAGUUAGAAUAAUGAAGAUUUUGAAUCAUCCCAAUAUAGUCAAGCUGUUUGAAGUGAUCGAGACGGAGAGGACGCUCUACCUGGUGAUGGAGUACGCCAGCGGAGGAGAGGUGUUUGACUACCUGGUUGCACAUGGACGAAUGAAGGAAAAAGAGGCCAGGGCUAAAUUUAGACAGAUCGUAUCGGCGGUGCAGUACUGCCACCAGAAGCACAUUGUUCACAGAGACCUCAAGGCGGAGAACCUGCUCCUCGACGCAGACAUGAACAUCAAGAUCGCAGAUUUCGGAUUCAGCAACGAGUUCACGAUGGGCAACAAGCUGGACACGUUCUGCGGCUCCCCGCCGUACGCAGCGCCGGAGCUUUUCCAGGGAAAGAAGUACGACGGGCCGGAGGUGGACGUCUGGAGUCUGGGGGUCAUCCUGUACACGCUGGUCAGCGGGUCGCUGCCCUUCGACGGACAGAACCUCAAGGAGCUGCGUGAGCGAGUGCUGCGAGGGAAGUACCGCAUCCCGUUCUACAUGUCCACGGACUGCGAGAACCUCCUCAAGCGCUUCCUGGUUCUCAACCCGACCAAGCGGGGGACUCUCGAGGUGAGGGAGGACGCAGAAAAUCAAAUCAUGAAGGAUCGAUGGAUCAAUGCAGGAUUUGAAGAGGAUGAGCUCAAGCCUUACACCGAACCAGAGCUGGACAUCACGGAUCAGAAGAGAAUAGAUGUGAUGGUGGGGAUGGGCUACAACCUGGAGGAGAUCCAGGAGUCUCUGGCUAAGAUGAAGUACGACGAGAUCACAGCCACCUACCUGCUGCUGGGCAGGAAGGCCUCCGAGAUGGAGCCCAGUGAGUCGGCCUCCAGCAGUAACAUCUCUCUGGCCAAACCGAGGCCCAACAGCGAGCUCAACGGACAGUCGCCCUCACACCUCAAAGUCCAGAGGAGCGUCUCCUCCUCCAACCACAAGCAGAGACGUUACAGCGAACAAGUCGGUCAGAACGUUCCCCCAGGGAUGUCUCACCCGAAGAGGAGUCAGACCACCACGGCGGAGAACAGCGUCAAGGAGGAAGGAGGCGUCCAGCUGCGUAAACCCAGCACCCCGGGGAGCCGCGGAGCGCCGCCCGCCAGCCCCCUGCUGGGCAACGCCAACAACCCCAACAAGGCCGACAUCCCCGACCGCAGGAAAGGCGUCACCACCGGCCCCAGCAAUAACACUGCGUCGGCAGGAAUGACCCGGAGGAACACGUACGUCUGCAGCGACAGAAACAACGCUGACCGCCUCUCAGUCAUCCCCAACGGGAAGGAGAACAGCAGUGUUGCAGCCUCCCCCGGCGGCCAGAGGAACCCGGUGGCGUCGAUCAACAGCAUCGCCAACGCCACCACCCCCGACCGCCUGCGUUUCCCGCGAGGAACGGCCAGCCGGAGCACCUUCCACGGCGGCCAGCUGAGAGACCGCCGCACGGCCACCUACAACGGCCCCCCCGCCUCACCCACUCUCUCCCACGACGCCACCCCGCUCUCCCAGACCCGCAGCCGUGGAACCAGCAACCUGUUCUCCAAACUCACCUCCAAACUCACCCGCAGAAACAUGUCAUUCAGAUUUACCAAAAGAGUCUCAACCGAGUUUGAGAGAAACGGGAGACUUGAGGGCUCAAGUCGCCAUGUACCUGGGGAUCAGAAAGGGGAAAAUAAAGACAGUAAACCCCGCUCCCUCAGAUUCACUUGGAGUAUGAGGACCACCAGCUCCAUGGAGCCUUGUGAUAUCAUGCGGGAGAUUCGCAAGGUGCUCGACGCCAACAACUGCGACUUCGAACAGCAAGAGAGUUUCCUGCUUCUCUGCGUGCACGGGGACGGGCACGCAGAAAACCUGGUGCAGUGGGAGAUGGAGGUGUGCAAGCUGCCGCGACUCUCGCUCAACGGCGUGCGCUUCAAACGGAUAUCCGGAUCAUCCAUCGCUUUCAAAAACAUUGCUUCCAAAGUGUCCAACGAGUUAAAGCUAUGAACAAAAGGGUUUAAAAAAAGUAUACAUAUAUAUAUCUAGAAGUAUUUAAGCUGUACAAUCAUCCAAGUAGCAGUUUCCAAAUGUCUCCUUUUUUUAAAAACAAAAUACAGAGUAUGUAUUGAAUAUUAUAAUGUAUAGAUUAAGGCUUUUGGCAAUAAUCACUGAUACUAAUAUCUCAGUCUGUUCUGGCCACACCGGGUCGACAUUAACGAGUUGAAUAUGAUUUGUCAUGCUGUGAAUGUGGACAAAAAAAGAAAACAUUUCUAGUCUUUAUUUAUUUCAUCUUUUUUGUUUUUUUUCCUGGAUAAAAAUAAGAAAAAAAUUACGUAGCGUUGUUUUUUUUUGUUUUCAGUGUAAAUAAUGUAUCUUUUCUUUCAAGACGGCUUCACUGCAAUACUCAUUUUGUUUUUCUUUUGUAUUUCGUUUAAAAAGUAGAGAUGGGGUAAGUCCGUGUAAAUGCUCACAUGGUUUAAGGGUCACUCAUGUCUCAAUUAAAAGUGUCUGUCAACUUGAA